CCGAAAUCCGUCCUGAAGGAUCUGCCAUGGUUCAAUGUCCAGAGUGUGACGCAGGGGCUGACUUGACGAAGGACGGUGCUUGGGCGCAUUGCGCUUCCUGUAACACGGUUUUUGAGCCAGGAAAAGAAGGUAGUCAUUACAAGGGCAGUGGCAGCGGCUCCGGCGACAAAGAGGAAGAGAAGAAGAGCGACUCCAAGGAUGAGAAUGUGAAGAAGGAUUGAGUCUACCAGGGAUGAAUUUGACGUCGAGUGCUGAGAGACGCUGCGAGAUGUGCCUUGAAACUUUUGUACAACAAUAUCUCACUAUGUGUCUAAUCACUUUUCAUGUUCAACUUCAUUAGUUGUAGAUCCCACUUAUUGUACGCAGUGCCGCCCGCGUCAACGGAAGCGAUGCCGGGGUGAUACUCGAACAUCACAUCGAAUUCACUUCAACUCGGAUAUGAUAUGGCUGGAAUUAAGAAUUGUGAAUACCUCAUUACCC
Alternaria alternata is the source of this 480-nucleotide messenger RNA. RefSeq lists its product as hypothetical. The transcript is spliced from 3 exons. Lineage: Eukaryota; Fungi; Ascomycota; Dothideomycetes; Pleosporales; Pleosporaceae. The coding region runs from base 27 to 221 and encodes 64 amino acids. The record is from RefSeq and is a predicted model, not a curated record.